Racocetra persica is the source of this 472-nucleotide messenger RNA. The record is from the annotation of a GenBank genome assembly. NCBI's taxonomy places the organism in Eukaryota, Fungi, Glomeromycota, Glomeromycetes, Diversisporales, Gigasporaceae.
GUGAAUAUAUAUUAUCAACGUUAUAUCCAUCAUGUGUAACACCAGAAGAUAAUUAUGGGUUUGUGGUAUACUAUCGAGCAUCGGGUGAAUCAAGUCGUGUAAAUAGCGGUAGCAUGAGAAAUAACAAUAAUUCUAAUGGUGUUCAAAAAAGUGUAGUUCCAUUAAAUAAAGCUGAUGUUACCGGAACUGGCAUUAAUCGUACUAAUAGCAGAACGGACUCUUUACUGAUGAGUCCGAAAAAUGACAAUGAAGAUAAAAGAUUUAUGGCUUUUAAAGCAUUUCGAAGUAAUUUAGUUGGCGAAGCGACAAAAUUUGAUGGUGGUGCAGGUGGUAAAGGAACUAAUGAAGCUAGAGCAGCUGAAAGAGUUACUAGUAAACAAGCCGUUAAUGAAGUUGUCGAUGAGCUUGUUAAAGCGUGUAGGGAGAUUGGAAACGCAGAAGAUGGAUUUGUCAUUGAGAAACCAAUUAUAGG